Molecule: messenger RNA, 1175 nt
Organism: Brassica oleracea var. oleracea
Lineage: Eukaryota; Viridiplantae; Streptophyta; Magnoliopsida; Brassicales; Brassicaceae
Product: AP2-like ethylene-responsive transcription factor At1g16060
Exons: 8
Coding region: 74-1087 (337 amino acids)
Biological process (GO): regulation of DNA-templated transcription
Molecular function (GO): DNA binding; DNA-binding transcription factor activity
Source: RefSeq, a predicted model, not a curated record
UCCUUAGAAAGAAAACCAUUUCAUCAUUUUCUUCUCUUUAUUGUUUUCCAUCUACUUCUUCGUCUUCUUGUUUAUGCAUAUCCAAGACUCUCCGGUAAUGAAAGAGAUCUCACGGCGGAGCAAGAAGACUUCUGUUGAGAAUAAAACAGGAGAUGAGACAUCUGCAUCAUCAGUAGUCCCUAAAACAAAACGAAAACGCCGAUCGCAACCGCGAGAUGCUCCUCCACAACGCAGCUCUAUGUAUAGAGGAGUCACCAGGCAUAGAUGGACUGGAAGGUACGAAGCGCAUUUGUGGGACAAGAAUAGUUGGAACGAGACACAGAGCAAGAAAGGAAGACAAGUAUAUUUAGGUGCAUAUGAUGAGGAAGAUGCAGCAGCACGUGCCUACGACUUAGCAGCAUUGAAGUAUUGGGGACGAGACACAGUCUUGAACUUCCCUCUGUGUAAUUAUGAAGAAGACAUCAAAGACAUGGAAAGCCAGUCGAAGGAAGAGUAUAUUGGAUCGUUAAGAAGGAAAAGUAGUGGGUUUUCACGUGGUGUGUCAAAAUACAGAGGCGUUGCAAAGCAUCACCAUAAUGGGAGAUGGGAAGCUCGAAUUGGAAGAGUGUUUGGCAAUAAGUAUUUAUACCUCGGAACUUAUGCUACGCAGGAAGAAGCGGCCAUUGCCUAUGACGUGGCAGCAAUAGAGUACCGUGGACUUAACGCCGUUACCAACUUCGACAUAAACCGUUAUCUCAAACUGCCGGCGCCGGAGAGCCCUAUCGACGCCGCGAACAUCCCGCAUUCCGAUCCCAGCCCGUUUAUAAACCCUGACCACGAGUCGGCACCGUGGCAGAGCCAAUCCUCCUCCGACGAAAACGAUGACCGGAAAACGAAGUUCCUAAAGUCUUCGCCUUGCUCGAACGCAGAGGAGGUGAUCGGACCAUCGACGCCGCCGGAGAUCGCUCCGUCUCGCCGGAGCUUCCCGGACGAUAUACAGACGUAUUUCGGGUGUCAAGACUCCGGGAAGGCGGAGGAUGACGUCAUCUUCGGUGGUUUAGAUUCUUUCCUCACGCCUGAUUUCUACAGCGAGUUGAAUGAUUGCUAAAAAAAAAUGGAUUUGAUAAGUUUUGUUUUCAAUAUUAUUCUUUCUGUUGUGACAGUCUUAUAUAAUAAAGUUUGAAUCUCUUUUAACA